Baudoinia panamericana UAMH 10762 is the source of this 2869-nucleotide messenger RNA. RefSeq lists its product as uncharacterized. The coding region runs from base 1 to 2727 and encodes 908 amino acids. Lineage: Eukaryota; Fungi; Ascomycota; Dothideomycetes; Mycosphaerellales; Teratosphaeriaceae. The record is from RefSeq and is a predicted model, not a curated record. The transcript has 5 exons.
AUGCCACCCAGUCUUGAGAACUACUCCGGCCACGACUUAGUGGCAAUCCAUACUACUACCCCACUGAUGGUUUGGCCGGAAGCACGUCCGCCGCUCAGCGCCAACUCGCUCGACUAUCUGGACGCCCCUUGGUCUCUACAAUUUGAUCCUGUCACCCAGAAGCUUAUGCAUAUCAUUAGCAGCUCUCUGCGUGCACACAUCACAGAGCAUUGCCGUGAUGUACCAACAUACUACGCCACAGUCGCUAAGGUUGCGGCAAACGGGUGGAGCGAAAACAAGCAUUUACGUGGCACAGCUUUCAGUGACGCCGGCACGUUGUAUGCAAGGACACUCAUUGGUGUUGGUGGCGCGUCCGUCCAGCUGCCGCGCCAAGCGCAGAGUGUGAUAAUACGAGUGGCCUCGGCAAUGCCGGAAACUUCCCCUCCCGAAAGCGGGAACGCGCUUACGCGCAUUGUCGAAUUGCUCGAGCGUGUGCGCACCAACUUGGAUACUGGAGCUGGAUUUGCUGCUGCGCUCGCGGCAGUCGUUGCUGACUGGUCACAAAAUUCUGCUGCAUGCAGAAUUCUUGUGGAGUUUGUCGAGCAGCGCGGUAUCAUCGUCCCGGAUACCGCUCAAUGGGCCAUAGUUGUCGAAACUGCGAGAGUGUCAAAGACUGCACGGCCGGGCGAGAACGAGAAGCAGAGAGACCGUUACGAGACUCUUGCGCUAGUGACUUUGCAUUGGUCAAAGGAGAUUGUGGAACGGUAUGAUAUUGACAAGCUUGGCGACAAAACGUAUCGAGACAUGGCUAGCAUUGCGCGGCGCUUUCCAGACUUCACUCUUGCUGUGCAACGCCUGAAUUGCGCGAUGCUUGAUCGGCACAUUGACCAUUUCAGAAACUUCCGCAACCGCACACAACCAAUUGGCAAGCACGACAAGCGGAGCAAAGUCCAGACGCACCUCAACCCUGUUGAGCCGCGUGAUAUCCAAAUGGUUGCGAGAUGGAUUCGCGACGGCCAGAUCGAGGUCCAGGGGCGUGCAGUGCCGGAUGACGGAAUCGGCGACAUACCAGCGACCAUGCAAGAGAUGAUACAGAACUUCAUCGACCUCACGGACGAAGCGCGGGACAUAUUGUUCCCCGAGAAAGGCAACAAGACCUGCAAGCACGCAGGUGAAGGCCUGCGUUUCAAUAACGAUGGCCUUCUUGUCUCCGACCCAGAAAAACAUCCCAAGAAACGGAGAGCAGUUGAAGAGCUUCCACGGAGAAGAACGAGCAAGCAAACAGCCUAUUCGUCCGUGUCGGAUAACAGCGCCUCGGUCGAUUUUGGCAGGGCAUCAGCCUACUCCUCCAACACGGAAGACGAAACGCAGCACCAGCUCAGCAGCCAGUACGCACUAUCUACCCGCGCAUCACUAGGCAUAGAAAGCCCACUCGGGCAACGGACACUCCCCCCUUCAUCUAGCCAAGAUCAAGGCGACCAUCUAAGCCUUCUGCAACACGAUGGCAUGCAUGGCGUAGGAAUGCGGCAGGUUGAAGAACGUGGCUUGGAACAAGACUCACGCCGUCAAACCGACCCACCAUCACGUAUAAACGGCACGGCGGGCGACAGCACGCCGUCCGGAAACGACACGCAAACGAGCGAUGCCUCUUCCGAUUUAUUUGUGGCCCAGCACACAGAGAUUGAGGCUGAGCAGAUUGAAGCAGCUUUAGAGACGUCUAGCCCAUCAGCUUCUGCAACUUUCUACAAUGCUGCACCGAACGAGGAGCGCGAAGAGACUUCUCCAGCCUCCGACAACGGGACCGAAGUAUCUGGGCGACUGUCGCCUUCGACAGUAUCAUCGGCUCAUUUGACGUCCGAUGGACCGAAGAAUUCGGACACCUCAACCCCUGAGCCGUCGCUGCGCGCGAGCGAUGAUAAUAACAACCUCGCUGUGGACACGCCAGGCACACCUUUCUUCGGAUCCGGUAGCUCGCGUGUAGAAGGUGAAGGCAGUCAAGACCUUACAGCCAUUCGCUGCAGCCCAUUGCUCGGUUGUCUGUCAAGGGAGUCGCCGUCAUUCGUCCCGCCGCCAUUCGCUUCGCCGCAAUUCGCCCCGCCGCCAUUCACUUCGCCGCAGUUCGCUUCGCCGCAGUUCGCCUCGCCGCAAUUCGACCUACCGCCGAUAUCUGGCGCAUCUCUGCUCGACGAAUUGUGGGCACCUCAACCUUUUGACAAUGCUUCGUGCCUUCUGUGCAGUGGACCGUGCGACGUAGCACGCGGACGGCCGCCCAAUUACCUGUCAUUGAAUAAUUUACAUGAGCUACACAUAGAGCUGUCCAGAGCACGGCAGCAGAACCAAGAAAGUCACCGUCUCGUCGACUGGUCCCAACCCUUGCAGUGGGCCUCCGUGGGUGAGAAUGGAGACGUUCUGAUGCACAACCAGAUGGCAUCCUCCUCCUGGAUGACUUUAGUAACCCAACCAACAGUCUUGCAGUCCUCAGAGACGCUUCCCAAAACGAGAUCUCGUGCCAGUUAUGCAAACGAGAGCAAGCAGUGUGUACUAAUACAUCACGAAGGGAAUGCCUGGUGGCACAGCGCCCGUGGCCGGCAUAUCUGCCUGUUUAUGUCGAGCGACUCUCAAUUGCUUGCAACAGUCAUCCCAGAUGGCGCGAUUUUGAUUUUGCCGACGGUGUCGAGCAGUCUCGUCAUGCUGAUCGGUGGGAAUGUUAUAUGGGGUCCACUACUGGAGAGCGACAAUGUAGACUAGUCUGUACAAUGGUGUAGUUUGCAAUGAAACAGACCAAGAUGUAGCAUCAUUCCAUCACUUAGGUAGGCUAUAGUACAGGAAGCCAAGAAAACACUAACCAGAACCUUGCCAAACCUAGCAAGGGACUGGGCGCUUCGAACGC